Molecule: messenger RNA, 5402 nt
Organism: Pristis pectinata (smalltooth sawfish)
Lineage: Eukaryota; Metazoa; Chordata; Chondrichthyes; Rhinopristiformes; Pristidae
Product: gastrula zinc finger protein XlCGF9.1-like
Exons: 2
Coding region: 17-2293 (758 amino acids)
Biological process (GO): regulation of transcription by RNA polymerase II
Cellular component (GO): nucleus
Molecular function (GO): DNA-binding transcription factor activity, RNA polymerase II-specific; RNA polymerase II cis-regulatory region sequence-specific DNA binding
Source: RefSeq, a predicted model, not a curated record
ACUUUUCUCCACAGCAAUGAACCCACUUCAGUGUUCUGACUGCGGGAAACACUUCAAGAGACCCAGCGAUCUGGUAAAACACCAACGAAUUCACACCGGUGAGCGGCCGUACACCUGCUCCGAGUGCGGGAAGGGAUUCACUCGCUCAUCCGACUUGCUGAAACAUCAGCGAGUUCACACUGGAGAGAGGCCGUUCACCUGCCCCGAGUGUGGGAAGGGAUUCAUUCAGUCAUCCCACCUGGUUAGGCACCAGCGAGUUCACAAUGGCGAGAGUCCAUUUACCUGUCCCACAUGUGGGAAGGGAUUCAUUCAGUCUUCCAACCUGGUACGACACCAACGAGUUCACAACGGGGAGAGUCUGUUCAUCUGCUCCGAGUGUGGAAAAGGAUUCACUCAGUCAUCCCACCCAUUGAUCCACCAGCAAGUUCGCUCAGGAGAGAGGCCAUUAACCUGUGCUCAGUGUGGGAAUGGAUUCACUGGGGAACAUUUUUCAAUCUCACAGGUUAACCAAAUUGAUGUUACUCAGCAACUUUUGAUAGAAGAAUACAAGGAAGCGGAACAAAGUAAGUGUGCAACUCCAAGUGUUUCACCUUUAUUUGUAGAGGAGAAUACAGAAGAUGAUUACAUUCACGCAAGUGAGGGACUGUUUGCUUAUCAUUCUGUGCGCCACGGACAUGGUUUCGGAUUUGGUGAUUGUACAUCACAGUUGAUUAAAAAACUUUACCAACCAGAGUUCUCAUCUGCUUGGACAAAAUCCGAGGCAAUUAUUUGCAAUGUAUUGGCGCCCUUGUCAACUGAAGAAGUACUGGGUGAUUUAAAGCAAUGUUCGUUUAUUUCUCUUAGCUUGGAUACGUCAAACAAAGAAGACUACAAGCUGUUCCCUGUUCUGGUGCGUUAUUUUCUUCCAAUGACUGGGGUGAAAACAAAAAUCAUAGAGUUUACUACGCGACCAGCUGAAACAUCUGACUGGCAAUGUGAAUUUCUUCUUCAACUGAUCAAGAAAAAUCACCUCAGUGAAAAGCUGGUUGGACUUUGUGCAGACAAUAUCAAUACGAAUUUUGGUGGUGCUAAACGAGCUGGGAGAAACAAUGUGUGGCGAAAAUUGCAGGUCAAACUUGGGAGAGAGAUGUUCAGUAUUGGCUGUGGCACUCACAUUGUGCAUAACUGUCUGCAAACAGCAGCUGACUGUCUUCCACUUGACGUGGAGUGCUUUGCUGUGAAAGUUUAUAAAUACUUUCACGUUUAUACUGUUCGUAUAGAAGAACUGAAAGACUUCUGUCGAUUUGUGAGCCUGGAGUAUUCUAAGUUGCUAGAGCAAGGCAGUGCACGGUUCCUUUCUCUUGGACCAGCACUAGACAGGAUUCUGUUGAUUUUUGAGGGACUGAAGAUAUAUUUUCUAUCGCAAGAGAAGUGCCCAACACUGUUAAAGUACAUGUUUAAUGAUCCUUGCACCAAACUGUGGCUUGCUUUUGCUAGUAAACAAAUAGCAGUCUUUCAGAAGGCAGUAGAGGUUAUUGAGAAAAAUGAAUCCUCCGUUACCGAAGUUGCACUGCAAAUCCGUGCCCUACGAGAAAGCUUAGCAGAGAGGCUCAGAGAAAAGUCUGUUACAUCUGACACAAAGAUACUCUUGCAGUGUUUGGUUGAGGAUGGGGAAAUUACUGAAGGGAAAUUCUAUAAUGCAGUGGAGAAUUUUUUCUCAACGGCACUAAGUUACCUGGAUCAGUGGAAACCAGCCUUUGAGUGCACAGAACUGCUUGAGUGGGCCUUGUUGAGGAACAUGCCGCAGUGGGAUGACAUUCAAAGCAGCCUGGCCACUUGCCAAACAAGCAUUGCCAUUCUAAGUUUAAUAGACAAGAAACGUCUUUUUGAUGAAUGGGGAAAUUCAAAACAAAUAAUCUCCCGACACAUGCCCAGUUGGAAUGCACAACAAGUACCAGUCUCUGAAAGAUGGUGCCAUGUUUUCCAGGAGAUGGGCAGGAAUGGGAUUGAAUACUCACAUCUGGCAAAAGCAAUUGAGUUCAUAUUGUGUCUACCAGGCAGCACAGCCCCCGUUGAAAGACUCUUUUCGGCAAUGAGCACAGUCUGGGCACCUGAGAAGUCACAUUUCAGUGUUUCUACAAUGAAGGCUAUUUUGUUUAUGCAGGUAAAUUUUGACCUUGAUUGCUCAGCCUUCUAUGAUAAACUGUUGAAAGACAAACGGACCUUACAAAGGAUUGCUUCAAAAGAAAACUACAACCCAGAGGAAUCAUUGCACUGUAAAGAAGAGAGGGCCAGCUCUUCCAAAGAGCAGUAGCUGCUUAAUUUUUUCUUUCAGGAACGCAGUCAUUUGCCAAAUCGAGUUACACUUUGUUGUGAAAUGCAACUGAUAUCAGGAGUCGGAAAAUAUGGGAGAGUUUGCCACUUCUUAAGAAACAAAAGGACACCCACAUUAUGGCUAAAAUAAGGGACUGUCCGGAUAAAAUUGGGAUGUACAGCCACCAUUUUCACUUGGUCAUCCCAUCUGGCGACGCAUCAGAAAGUUCACACUGGGAGAGGUUGUUCACCAGUUUUUUUUGGAGUGAGAAGGAUUCACUCAGUCAUCCGACCCGAUAACGCAACAGUGAGUUCUUACUGGAGAGAAGUUGUUCAUUUCUUCUGAAUAUGGGAAGAGAUUCACUUGGUCAUUCGUAAUGGAGAGAGGCUGUUUGUCUGUUUCCAUGUGAGGGAAAGGAUGGAUUCGGCUGUCGCACCCAGUGAUAACGGCACGGUGAGAGACUGCUUAGCUGUUUGAAUGUGGGGAAGGGUUCAAACUUAUGCCAUCUGGUGACACACCAGCAAGCUCAUGCCAGGGAGGGGCUGUUCACCUGCUUCAAGUAUGUGAAGGGGGAUUCAGUCAUUCUGUGGAGACAUCAGCGAAUUCACAAUUAAAUGUGUGAAUAUUUAAACACUGCAGCCGCUGAGACACCAGUGAGUUCACGGUGACUGCAGACCCUAGAUUCUGCAGUUACUGCUGCUGUUGAUCACUCUCAGGGUUGAACCCUGAUUAUUGGGCAGAACUGAGGUUUGUUUCUGCUGAUGUUCCCAACCUCUGUAACUGGCCUGAAGUUUCAUAUUCUGCAUCCAUUUGGUGGGUAUGAAAGGAAAGGGACCCAGAGACAGCAAAUCCCACCACGGCAGCUGGAGAAUUAGGUGAAUUUAGAAUAUCACAAGAUCACAAGACAAAGGAGCAGAAGCAGGCCAUUCAGCCCAUCGAGUCUGCUCCGCCACUUCAUGAGCUAAACUAUUCUCCCAUCUAGCCCUAAUUCCUGGCCUUUUCCCCCAUAUCCCUUGAUACCUUGACUAAUCAGAUACCUAUCAAUCUCCUCCUUAAACACCCCGAAUGAUCGGGCCUCCACAGCUGUAUGUGGCAACAAAUUCUAUAAAUCCACGACCCUCUGACUAAAGAAAGUUCUCCUCAUCUCUGUUCUAAGACUGUGCCCUCUUGUCCUGGACUCACCCACCAAGGGAAACAACUUAGCCACAACUACUCUGUCCAGUCCUUUCAACAAUUGAAACGUUUCUAUGAGGUCCCCUCUCAUUCUUCUGUACUCCAAUGAAUACUGUCCAAGAGCCAACAAACGCUCCUCGUAUGUAAGCCCUUUCAUUCUGGGAAUCAUCCUCAUAAAUCUUCUCUGAACCCUCUCCGACAUUAGUACAUCCUUCCUAAGAGAAGGGGCCCAAAACUGCACACAGUAUUCCAAAUGAGGUCUCACCAGUGCCCCAUACAGCCUCAUCAACACAUCCUUACUUUUAUACAUUAUUCCUCUUGAAAUGAAUGCCAACAUAGCAUUCGCUUUCCUUACUGCUGAUCCAACCUGGUGGUUAACCUUUAGGGUAUCCUGCAUGAGGACCCCCCAAGUCCCUUUGCACUUCCGAAUUUUGAAUUUUCUCCCCAUCUAGAUAAUAAUCUGCCCAUUUAUUUUUUUCUUCCAAAGUGUACAACCACACAUUUCUCAACAUUGAAUCUCAUCUGCCAUUUCUUUGCCCAUUCUCCUAAACUGUCUAAGUCUCUCUGCAACCUUCCUGUUUCUUCAACACUGCCUGCUGCAACAUCUAUCUUGGUGUCAUCUGCAAACUUAGCCACCAAACCAUUUAUUCCAUAAUCUAAAUCAUCGAUACAGAGUGUAAGAAGAAGCUGCGCCAACACCGACCCCUGCGGAACACCACUAGUAACCAGCAGCCAACCAGAACAGAAUAUCAAGCUGAUAUCGAUAGUAACAGUCAUGAAACUGCUGGAUUGUUGUAAAAACCCAUCAGGUUCAUUCAUGAGCCUCUAGGAAGGAAAUGUGCCACCCUUACCUGGUCUGGUGAGUUUGGCCCUCCACAUCCGGCCCAGGUUGGUGUUGGUGAAGGGAGUGCAGGUGGUAAUUCCAGGUAACAGGGCUGGUCCAGCCCCAUCCGUCCCAUGAUGUCUCCAUCCCCAGUCUCUCUGAAUUCAGUGAAUGUACCAGACACGGAUACACCAUGCGGCCCAUCUGGUUCCUGCUGGUGUUUAUGUCCACACCAGCCUCCUCGCAUUUGCCUCAACCAUACCCUGUGGUUGCGGGUUCCACAUUGUCACCACUGUAUGGGUAAAGAUAAAUAUGCAGUGUGCUGUUUUAGAUUAUUGUGUUAUUAUAAAACGGACAGUAAACAGCAAGAGACUAGAAAUAAUAUAUGAUGUACAGCACAAUUACUGGACUGGAAGUAAAAGCCUGGAUAUUUCUGCAGGAAUCUCAGUAAAACAACCAGCAGUCACUGUUACAAUGUGAACCUGUCAGCAGCUCAGAUCAACAUCAGAAUCCAACUCUCAUUCCCCCAACACCACCCCACCUAGCUUCUCUUUCCUCCAUUAUGAUACUUGUUAAAACCUACCACUCUGAACAACUACCAAGAGAGUACUUAGAUUUCCAAAAGGCAUUUUGUUUCAGUAAAAGGUUACUGUAUAAAUAAGGACUCGGGGUAUUGAGGGUAAUACAUGGAUAAACUGACGGCAGGCAAAGAGAUGGGAUACACGGGUUCACAUUAGGCUGGCAGUCUGUAACUAGUGGGGCUGAAGUUGCUGUCUGCGAUUCAACAUCCCGACAGGCUCUGUCAUUUGACACCGUGUCCCUGGGAUCGUGGAAAAUCACUGGAACUGAUCUGAGUGGAAGGUGUUUACGAACUCAUUCCACUGUAAAAUAACGGAAAUCUGACACAGUUGCAUGAGGUUUAAGUGAGUUUAUAACGAUGCACUGAGCCAUAACUACUGCUUAGCAAAUUAGCACUAAAAGUCUACUUUUAUUUCUGAGUUUUGUAAAAUCUUCACAACCUAUACUUCAAAAUGUAAUCACUUAAAAAUGGAAAAAGUAUUUUUUUAAAAACUUGGUAUUUCAGGUUUUGUGUUAAUCAUGUAUGUUUCUAUC